This is a messenger RNA of Oncorhynchus masou masou (cherry salmon), 1246 nucleotides long. It is a transcript of the gene gsg1l2b, whose product is annotated as gsg1-like 2b. Gene Ontology annotation, cellular component: plasma membrane. The transcript is spliced from 5 exons. NCBI's taxonomy places the organism in Eukaryota, Metazoa, Chordata, Actinopteri, Salmoniformes, Salmonidae. The coding region runs from base 6 to 965 and encodes 319 amino acids. The record is from RefSeq and is a predicted model, not a curated record.
CCAUUAUGGGAGGGAUGGAUCGGCAGCGGAGGGUAUCCCUGGCUCUUACCUUGAACUUCCUUGCGCUGAUUCUAGCCGUGUCUGCGUUGACAACCAGCUACUGGUGCGAGGGGACACGGAAAGUUGCAAAACCUUUCUGUACCGGACCGGUCACCACGAAACAGUCGUUCUGUAUCAGGUUCAACAGCUCGAACAUCAACGACAGCAGACUGGUCCAGUACAUCUGGGAGUCCGGCGAGGACAAGUACAUUAUGAGGAAGUUCCACACCGGGAUCUGGUUUUCGUGCGAGGAGAACGUCAAUAUGACAGGUGAAAUCUGCAGAAGUUUCAUUUAUGUCACACCCUCACAUGAAAGAGGAGUGCUGUGGCUGUGUAUCGUGUCAGAAUGUCUGUAUAUUCUCCUCCUGGCCACCGGAGGCAUCCUCAUGUCCAUAGAGGCGUGUCACUUAGGAAACGUCAUCGACGGCCUCAAACUCAACGCCUUCGCUGCCAUAUUCACUGUCCUGUCAGGUCUACUCGGCAUGGUGGCCCACAUGAUGUUCACUACAGCCUUCCAGCUGACAGUCAGUGUGGGGCCAGAGGACUGGAAGCCUCAGACAUGGGACUACAGCUGGUCAUACAUCCUGGCAUGGAGCUCGUUCACAGCUUGCAUGGCCUCCUCAGUAACCAUCAUCAACCGCUACACCAAGACCAUCCUGGAAUUCAAACACAAGCGCAGAAACAUCGAGAAGAACCUGAAGAUCAAGCAGAAGCUUCUGGAGCUGGACUCUGGACCAGGGGUUGGGGUGGGACACGUUGGACAUGUGGAACAGGUGUGGGACAUGUACAUCAGCUCAGUACCCAGCUCAGGCUGCACAGCAGAGGAAUUGCUGGACUUGUCCAGUAAUGGAAGGAAGCUGUCCAAUGCUUCAGUGUUUCUGGACCUGAAUGACCUGCCGGAUCCACAAAGAGAGGAGUACUGCUGAGGAGGGAACUAUAGGAGACUGAUCAAGGCACGCACAAGUACGCAUAGACACACAAACAAAAACACAUACACACAAAUGACUGCCACCCAAUUUACAAACCAAAUAGCAACUGUGACUUCGUGUUAGAGGAAAUCCAACUCCAAGUUUCCCUGAUGUUCCAAGCUGAGGUAGAGAUGGGUUGAGGAUGAGAGAAAUGGAUAGCAGAGGAUGCAGUAAUAAAUGGUAGAAAUGGAAAGGCAGAGAGGAGAAAUGGAUAGAGGAGAGAUGGAUAAAGGAUGAUU